Molecule: messenger RNA, 2598 nt
Organism: Eruca vesicaria subsp. sativa (arugula)
Lineage: Eukaryota; Viridiplantae; Streptophyta; Magnoliopsida; Brassicales; Brassicaceae
Source: the annotation of a GenBank genome assembly
ACAAACAGUGAGAGAAAUUGAAAGAUCGUCUGACUUCCCAAAAUCGUCUGCAAAGUGUUAACUUUCUCUCUCUUCAAUGGCGGAAGGUGGAGGUGAGUCUCCAGCUCCACCAUCAGAAAACGGCGGAGAGUAUCUGCUCUCGCUUCUACACAGAAGACCUUACCAACAACAGACCAACAACACCAAUCCAUCGAUCAGACCAGCUCCUCCUCCUCCGCAGCAACAACAACAACAGUCGUUCACUCUCGAUCCAGCAAUCGCAGCCGUUGGUCCAACCGUUAAUUCUUUCCCUCCGGCGUAUAACGGUACUCCUUGGCCGCACGCCGCCUCUUCGCCUCCCAAUCUGUUAGGGUUUCCUCAGUUUCAGCAAAACCCUUUUGGUGCGAAUCAAUUCGACGGCAAUCAGAGAUUAUCAGCAGAAGACGCUUAUAGAUUAGGGUUUACUGGAGCUCUUAAUCAUCACUCGAUUGCACACCAGCCGCCGCAGCCGCAAAAUCUUGUUUUUGGUUCUUUCUCUGGAGAUGCUAGUCUUAAUGGUGGUGGGUUUCUCAAUGGGAACUUGAAUUCUAGGAAAGAUCCAAACUUUUCUCAUCUCCAUGAACACAACAGAGGAGGAGGAGGAGGUAACAUUGGAAGAGGAAACUGGGGUCCCAUUGGUAAUAACGGCAGGCCUUCCAAGUCCACUCCUCCUCCUCCCCCUGGAUUCUCUAGUAAUCAACGAGGUUUAGAUAGAGAUUUGGGGAGUAAGGACGGUGAUAGUGGUAUGAUGGGUGGUGUCCAGAGGAAUCAUGAUGGUAGAGGUAUGAUGGCUAGUUUCCAGAGGAAUCAUGAUGAUAGAGGGAUGAUUGGUGGUGUCCAGAGAAGUUAUGAUGGUAGAGGGGUGAUGGGUAGUUUCCAGAGGAAUCUUGAUAAUGCAAAGGGCGAGAAUUUUAAUGUAUGGGGUAAUGAUUUGAGUGCUGAGAAUGAUAGAUUUAGGAGAUUAUCUAUUCAGAAUGAGGGCAGGUUUAAUCUUAGUCAACAGGUUGAUCAUCCUGGACCGCCUAUGGGUACGAAUCUACAUUCUGUAUCGGCAGCUGAUGCCCAGGAUUCGUUUUUGAUGCUGAACAAGGAAGCUCAUGGUGGAGGUGGUCAAUACAAAGAGGAUUUGGGACAGUUGAGUAAGGGGAAGAGGGAAGGUAAUGGAGAGUUUGGCCCUGCUGAUGAAGAAACUGAGGGUUUUGGAGAAGAUAUUGUUGAGUCUGUUUUGCUUGAAGAUGAAACUGACGAUAAGGAUGCUAAAGAUGGGAAGAAAACUAGCAGGACUUCCCGCGAAAAGGAAUCGAGAAUGGACACUCGGGGUCAGUGGCUGCUUGGCCAAAGGUUUAGAAUGGUUAAAAGGUAUAUGGCAUGUCGAAAUGACAUCCACAGGCAUGAUGCACCUUUCCUUGCUGUAUACAAGUCCCUGAUUCCUGCAGAAGAGGAGCUCGAGAAGCAGAAACAACUAAUGGCCAAGCUAGAUAAUCUAGUUGCCAAAGAAUGGCCUAAUGCGAAGCUAUAUCUCUACGGGUCAUGUGCUAACUCCUUUGGUUUUCCCAAGAGCGACAUCGAUGUUUGCCUUGCAAUCGAAGAUGAUGAUGUCAACAAACCUGAGAUGUUGCUUAAGCUUGCAGAUAUUUUGGAAUCAAAUGAUCUCCAAAAUGUUCAGGCACUGACACGAGCUAGAGUUCCAAUAGUGAAACUCAUGGAUCCUGUUACUGAGAUAUCGUGUGAUAUAUGCAUCAAUAAUGUGCUAGCUGUUGUGAACACAAAGCUUCUGCGGGACUACUCGCUGAUAGAUGUGCGUUUAAGGCAAUUAGCUUUCAUUGUCAAACACUGGGCAAAAUCAAGAAGAGUUAAUGAAACUUAUCAAGGAACACUCUCCAGCUAUGCGUACGUUCUUAUGUGCAUUCAUUACUUACAACAACGUAGCCCGCCAAUUCUUCCUUGCUUACAGGAGAUGGAGCCGACAUACUCAGUUCGGGUUGAUAAUAUUCGGUGCGCAUACUUUGAUAACGUUGAAAGACUCAGUACAUUCGGAUCAAGUAACAGGGAGACCAUAGCUGAGCUGGUGUGGGGAUUUUUCAACUACUGGGCUUACGGGCAUGACUAUGCCAAUACCGUUGUAUCUGUCCGCACCGGUUCCAUACUUGGGAAGCGAGAGAAGGACUGGACGAGAAGGGUUGGGAACGAUAGGCAUUUGAUAUGCAUAGAGGAUCCGUUUGAGACAAGCCAUGAUCUGGGUCGGGUUGUGGAUAAGUUUAGUAUCAGAGUGUUAAGGGAAGAGUUCGAGCGAGCUGCUAAGAUUAUGCAUCAGGAUCCUAACCCAUCUGCCAAGCUUUUCGAACUGUAUGUUCCUGGAGAUAAUAAUAGCAAUGGCCAAAGCCACACUUAAGUUUCAAAAACUAAGCCCGGGUUCGUGUUGCUUGUAUAUAUAUUUAUGUUUAGAUUCGCUCUCUCCUCUUGCUUUUUGGUUGUUUUGGAUUGUUGCUUGUGGCACUAUCAAAUAUUAUUUGUUUGAUGGGUUUGUUCUUUAAGAACAGUAAAACCAGUUAAGGAGAAAAUAGGCAGAUCUUACUAAAC